CCAAAGUUGAAUCGAUAAAGAUCUUUGACGCUACGACACGUUACAUAGUCGCCAUUCGCGUACAGUGGACCUUGAACGUGUAGAGUAUUAAUGAAAGUGAUACGCGAGUUUUCAUAAUAAAUUUCACCUGGCUUUGCUUUAGAUUUCCGUGAGACUACUGUGUUGCUUUUUCCAGAAGUAAACAUCUAGUGAUUUAAGAAAAUGGCAGAUUCUGAUGAUGAAUAUGAUAGGAAAAGACGUGACAAGUUCAGAGGUGAAAGAACAGAAUCUUAUUCACGAGAAGGACGCAGAGAUGAUCGUAGACGUGAUGAUUGGGUUGAUAGAGAGUGGUCAAGCCGUCCUAGACAACGUCCUGAUUAUCGGGAUUAUCGAGGUGGAGGCAGUGGAGGACGGGAUCGUUAUAGUCCUGCAAGAUCUCAAGAAAUGGCACCACCCAUGAAGAGAAUGCGAUUUGACUGGGAUGACAGACCAAGAUAUGGACAUGAUUAUUAUGGUGGUCGAAGUGACGGUGGCGGUGGUGGCAGUGGUGGCGGCGGCGGCGGCGGCGGCGGCGGCGGCGGUGGCGGCGGCGGCGGCGGCAGCGGUGGUGCCACAAGUUCUUGGAGUCCAGAUCAUUAUCCACCUCCUCACCAUGGUAACCAUCACUAUGGCAACCACAGCAAUACUAGCAGUUCUGGUUUCAGUCGAGAAGUAGCUGGAAAUUUCAGUAAUUCAAAUAUCGAGACUCAGCCACCAAUAAUGUCGUUCAAAGCAUUUCUUGGGACUCAAGAAGACACUAUUACCGACGAAGAGGCAAUUAAACGAUACAAUGAGUACAAAUCGGAAUUCAGAAGACAGCAGAUGAAUGAAUUCUUUGUCGCCCAUAAAGAUGAAGAAUGGUUCAAAAUAAAAUAUCAUCCUGAGGAAUCUGUAAAGAGGAAAGACGAACAAGUAUCAGCUCUUAAGAAACGAGUGGAAGUUUUUCUGGAGAUGCUAAAAUUAGGCGAAAUAGAUAAAGUGUCUGUUGACGCCGAUCAAGCUGAUUUGUUACUUCGUCUCUUAGAUGCAGUAGUUAUUAAACUGGAAGGAGGUACAGAAGAAGAUUUACAAGUCUUAAACAUCAAAUUACCUAAGCUUAUGAUGACUAAAGAUAUCUCGAAAGAGAAGGAUGAAAACAAAACCAAAUCUGUUAUAGAAAAGAAACAUGAAAAAAGUGAUGAAAAUAAAACGGACGACACACAGCAGAGUGAGAAAAAAUCUAAAAAUUGCGAGAAUAUCGAUAUGAAAGUCGCCAAUUCGGAAAAAGACGAAAACGCAAUAUCUGAUUCGGCCAAAAUAAAAGAAAAUGACGAAUAUAAAGAUAUUGAAGAGACUACUAAUGACGAAAAAGCGCCAGAAAAAUCAGAAACUACAAGGAAACGAAAACGUACUGAUAGCAAUAGUAGCUGCAGUAGCAGUAGCAGCAGUAGUUCUUCUGGCAGUGAUAGCAAUAAACCAGAUACACCAAAACCAGAGACUCCUGUUAAUGAGAAAACAGAGGCCAGUAACGAAGAAGCCGACGAAGGAGAUGCUAAAGAAGAAAAUAAAGAAAAAAAUCCAGAUUUGGAAACUGCAAAUAUUAAAAAGUCGACGAUUGAACCGGAAGCAGUGAUUGAUUUGGCCAGUGAAGAUAAGGAGAAAGAGCCUAGAGCUUUGCAUAAAACUAGCAGCAUUUUUCUUCGUAAUUUAGCACCUACUAUUACCAAGGCGGAGGUUGAAGCUAUGUGUAAAAGAUUUCCUGGAUUUCUACGCGUGGCUAUAGCAGACCCACAACCAGAGAGACGAUGGUUCCGUCGUGGUUGGGUUUCAUUUGAGAGACAGGUGAACAUUAAAGAAAUAUGUUGGAGUUUAAAUAAUAUUCGACUUCGUGAUUGUGAACUUGGUGCUAUAGUCAACAGAGACUUGUCGCGACGCAUUCGAUCAGUGAAUGGUUUAACGUCGCAUAAACAAAUAGUUAGACAUGAUAUUAAGCUCAGUGCUAAAAUCGUUCAUAAUUUAGAUAACAGAGUGGGUUUAUGGAACGAAGAAAAAAAAGACGAAAAUACGAAACAAGAGGAUGAGAAAGAAAAUAAGACUACUGAGAGUAAUCACGACGUCGAACAAGCUGCUUUUGGAUUGUCGUCUAAAAAUCCAGUGUUGAAAAAUAUAACUGACUAUUUAAUAGAAGAAGCUUCAGCUGAAGAAGAAGAAUUAUUGGGCAUGUCAGGAGAUCAAGAGGAAGGUCAGUUAGGUGAUGGAGACAGUUCAAUUGAAAGAGAUCCUGUUUUAAUAAAGGUGUUAGACAGAUUGAUACUGUAUUUGCGAAUUGUCCAUUCCGUCGAUUAUUACAAUCACUGCGAAUAUCCAAACGAGGAUGAGAUGCCAAAUAGAUGUGGCAUAAUGCACGUGAGAGGAUCUCCACCUACUGCUAAGAUUGCAAGCGCCGAACUGUCGGAAUAUUGUCGUAACUUUGAAAGUAAAAUGUCUGCUUUCUUACAACCCAUUGCGACUUUAUCUACCGAAGAGUUUGACAAACUAGGUGCAAAGAAUGCCGAAGUUGAAGUUGAAAAGUUUGUACAAGCUAAUACUCAAGAAUUAUCAAAAGAUAAAUGGUUGUGUCCUCUUAGCGGGAAGAAAUUCAAGGGACCUGAUUUUAUCCGCAAACAUAUUUUCAACAAACAUUCUGAGAAAGUUGCUGAAGUUAAAGCAGAAGCCGAAUAUUUUAACAAUUAUUUGAGAGAUCCAAAGAGACCUCAACUUCCCGAACAUCCUGGCAACAAAACUCCACUGAGGGAAGGACCACGCGACAAUUUUCCACCAUAUGGUUGUAGUUCAUUUGGAAGUUACGGUGGUGGAUAUGGUGGUAGCAGAGGUGGUUAUGGUUCUGGCUACAGUGGUGGAUUUGGCAGUGGAUUUGGUAAUCCUCGUCCUAAUCGUGGUGGUUUUAAUCGAGGACGGGCAGCUCCGGAUGCUUCAAGACCUAUUAUUAGUUAUAAUGAUUUGGACCAGCCAGACAUGGAUAUGUUCUAAGUUUUGUUGAAACGUACGCAAGUAAUUUGCGUCGGACUCAGUAAUGAUAAAACGAUAAUAUUAUUACAGAUUGUGCCAACAGAUUCAUAUCUGGAUUAUGUAACACAUUGUUGAUAAAAGAAGUAAAGUAAGAUUAAUACCGUCCAAAAUGGUGUUACAAAAUCAGCACAAUUUUUUAUCUUAAUUAUAAACGAGUUAAAUUUAUUUACAGUAGGAGAAAAGGUAUUUAUAUAUACCAAGUAUCUUUUUGAAAGAUAAUCUUGUACUAAAUAGAAAAAUUAUUGUUAUAAUGUGUUAUUGUCCAAUGUAUCUAUUAUAAAAUUUUAUUAAAAAUUAAAACAAUUUAUAUUUUUUCAAUAAAUACUACAAUAAUAUUUUUUAUAUAAAUUAAAUAAAAAUUGUGAAUUUUCGAAAUCUGCUAAAAAAAUGUGGCAUAAAAAUACUUCUUUACCUACUGUAAUAUGUGUUUCAAGAUUUAAAUACAUUUAUAGUUCUCUACAGAAGUAAACAAAAAGAUAUCUAUAUUGAUCUUCAUUUCAUUGAACUAAUUUCAGAAUAUCAUAGUGAAAUCUUAAAACAAUGUCAAUGCAAACAAGUCUAAAGAUCCAUCGAUGCUGUAAAUUUAUAAUAUGAAUAACAAAUAAACCUAUUUGUUACUAAUGA
Molecule: messenger RNA, 3690 nt
Organism: Odontomachus brunneus
Lineage: Eukaryota; Metazoa; Arthropoda; Insecta; Hymenoptera; Formicidae
Gene: Ars2
Product: serrate RNA effector molecule homolog
Exons: 16
Coding region: 202-3027 (941 amino acids)
Biological process (GO): primary miRNA processing; mRNA processing
Cellular component (GO): nuclear body
Molecular function (GO): nucleic acid binding
Source: RefSeq, a predicted model, not a curated record